Dioszegia hungarica is the source of this 2148-nucleotide messenger RNA. RefSeq lists its product as uncharacterized. The transcript has 2 exons. Bases 1 to 2148 code for a protein of 715 amino acids. The record is from RefSeq and is a predicted model, not a curated record. Lineage: Eukaryota; Fungi; Basidiomycota; Tremellomycetes; Tremellales; Bulleribasidiaceae.
AUGGCUCCUAUACCUCGCACGACGGGCAUGCAGGUCCAGGCGCCGAGCUGGGAAGAUCAGAUCGUGCCAACGUUGAAGAAACGCUUGGAGACGGAAUCGCAGUACCUCACCAACCGGCUCUCCUCGUCGGGCUACACAGACCAGUACGAGCAGAAUGAGAUCCCCCCUACUCCUCUCUCCGCCUCCUUUGGUCCCGACCCCACUUCCACAGCCUCAGGUGCUUCCAAUAUCCCCAUUCGGACACGUACCAAAUCCACGCCGUUCUUUGACGCCCCUCACGAUGCCUCAAGCUCGUCCACUUCCCCUACCCCUUACGACCCUCGCAACCGGCCCGACUAUGCUGCUGGUCCUUCACGUAUCCCUAUCCCCUCACGAGCGGCUCGAAGACCUUCCUAUAAUGACUAUGACACAACGUCCGACUCUUCCUCCCCUUCCUCCCGAAUCCCGCGGCUACAGCCCUCGGCGCAACCUCGGCGUCCGAGCGGAUCGUCCUCCAUCUCUAGCACUUCGGUGACUCGUCCAAGCUCCCCAGGAAUGACCGCCAACCGGACUAUAUCUCGCCCGAGGUCAAAGUCGCAACUCGCGCCCAGACCUGCGGUGAUCCGACGGCCGUCAGGCGGGUCGCAAGGCGGAGGGAGCGAGGGGAAUAGGGAGGUAUUGUCGCACAGGGACAGCUUUGAUCUCAGCAAGCAAACCUUUCCGGAUACUUACCUCCGGGACGAGCUGCCUCCGUUUCGUCUACCCCCAGAAGAGGCGAUGCGGAUAGCCCAACACGGGCACAAGAUGGAUGCGGAGUCUGGGUGGGGCGGCGAAGAUGGGAGGGAGGAGGGAUUGGAUGAGGACGGAUCGAGCAAGCGGAAACGUAUCGAGAGCAUGUUUCCCGCCAAAGAUCCUCGGCGGGGAUCGCAAGGAAAGGGCGGAACCGGUCAGGGGAGUGCAGGGGGCAUGUCCCGGUCAGCGACAGGAACGGGGUCGGCUCUGGGCCUAGGACAAGCUCCAUCCCGUAUAGCAACGGGGAGCAAGCUCAACUCUUCCCAGCGCUCAGCUACCGGUUCGGGCUUCGCAAAUCGAUCCGGUCUAUCCUCUAGCCAGACUUCGACGGGCGGUCGAUCCAUGUCCCUCGGCCACUCCCUUAACGUCCGCGAGACAUCCCCCAUGCCCACUCCGCCCCGGAUGGGCGUCGCGGCACACUUUGUCCCGCCCGAGUCGGCCUAUACCCCGCCAAAAGGAGCCAACUGGGACGAUGUCGUUCUUCCGGCUCUGGCGCGCAAGAUGGGUCUAGGGCAGGAAGGGGAACGCCGGAUUGGAGUGGACGAGAUGGAGGAGGGGGAUCUGGCGGUGGAGUGGGAUAAGACCGGGACGCCCGUGAAAUGGGUGAAGAGGCCCGAUAGGGCGUCUCCUCAUCCGUCAUCCGCACCAAGCUCCAAACUUGGCAGCGGCGGCAGAAUAGGCAGGGGGUUGUUGACGGAGGAUGAGAGCAAUCUCAACAUCCCUCGGUCCGCCUCGGCUUUUUCACCAACAUUCGAACCAAGCCCGGAUAAUCCCCUUCAACCACCUUCGUCCCGACGAGACUUUUCCACUUCUUCCGACUCGCAGACCAGUCUACCUACGCCCACACCCUCUCCGUCACGGUACCAGCAACAGCCAAAACCUAUACGCACGACGAACGCCCAUGAUGCCGCAUACGAUACCGGCCCGCCCUCGCCCGCCCCAUUUCCCUCCCUCCAACGCCGACCAUCUACGGGUCCAUAUGCGCUCAGACCCCCCGGCUCGGGCUCGGGCAUAGAGCUAGGGGAACCAGUAUCGGGCAGCGAGGGAGAAGGGAGGACGCGUAAAUUGUCAAUACUUAGGCGGAAACCGUCGACGGCGUCGCGUCAACCGUCAAAUGCCGACUUGCGGAUCCGGGCGAGCAAUAAUAGCUUGCGACAGGGCGGACCUUUAAGGCCCGGGGGAGGCGGGGUACAGGCGCAGGGUCUGAGCAGGCCGUCGGAUGUGGCGUGGGAGAGAGAACGGCAGGCGGCAGCGGGGAAUCAGAGGGUACAGGCGGCGGGUGACGGCGUGGCAGGAGGGGGUUCCGUAGGGACUGGGCAGGGACUACGGAAGGAAGAGGGGUCGCACGGAAAGGGUUGCGGAUGUGUGAUUAUGUAG